Messenger RNA from Vicugna pacos (alpaca), 1758 nucleotides. Lineage: Eukaryota; Metazoa; Chordata; Mammalia; Artiodactyla; Camelidae. The record is from RefSeq and is a predicted model, not a curated record.
GACGCCGCGAGAGCGCCGGGGCGUUGCUGGGAAACAUCUGCCGACGCCUGCGGCGGGGACCCGGCGACAUGGCGGCGGCUGCGGCGCUGGCGCGGCUAGCGGCGGCUUUCCUCCUCCUCACGGCCCAGGUGGCCUGUGAGUACGGCAUGGUGCAUGUGGUGCCCGAGACAGGCGGCCCCAGAGGCAAGGACUACUGCAUCCUGUACAAUCCGCAGUGGGCCCACCUGCCGCACGACCUCGGCAAAGCGUCUCUCCUGCAGGUGCGGGACUGGACGGCCUCCGUGCUCUGCUCUCCCUCCAGUCUCCCUGCCAAAGGCUUCACGAACCAGCUCCCCGUGGUGGCGCGGGGGAACUGCACCUUCUACGAGAAAGUGAGGCUGGCCCAGGGCAGUGGGGCCCGUGGGCUGCUCAUCGUCAGCAAGGAGGCGCUGGUCCCCCCAGGAGGCAACAAGACUCAGUAUGAUGAGAUCGGCAUCCCUGUGGCCCUGCUCAGCCACAGAGACAUGCUGGACAUCUUCCAGACUUUCGGCCAGGCGGUGCGGGCAGCACUGUACGCACCCAAGGAGCCCAUGCUGGACUACAACAUGGUCAUCAUCUUCAUCAUGGCCGUGGGCACUGUCGCUCUUGGGGGCUACUGGGCCGGGAGCCGGGACGUGAGGAAGAGGUACAUGAAGCACAAGCGGGACGACGGGCCCGCGAAGCAGGAGGACGAGGCGGUGGACGUGACGCCCGCCAUGAUCGGAGUCUUCGUGGUCACGUGCUGCUCCAUGCUGGUGCUGCUCUACCACUUCUACGACCAGCUCGUCUAUGCGAUCAUUGGGAUUUUCUGCCUGGCCUCCUCCACAGGCCUCUACAGCUGCCUGUCACCGCUCGUCCAGAGGCUGCCGUUCUGCAAAUGCAGGGUUCCGGACAACAGCCUACCCUACUUCCACAAGCGCCCACAGGUCCUCACGCUGCUCCUGGCGCUGCUGUGCGUGGCUAUCAGCGUGGUGUGGGGCGUCUUCCGGAAUGAGGACCAGUGGGCCUGGAUCCUUCAGGAUGCGCUGGGUAUCGCCUUCUGCCUCUACACCUUGAAAACCAUCCGCCUCCCCACGUUCAAGGCUUGCACGCUGCUGCUGCUGGUGCUGUUCAUCUACGAUGUCUUUUUCGUGUUCAUCACGCCCUUCCUGACCAAGAGCGGGAACAGCAUCAUGGUGGAGGUGGCCACCGGGCCCUCGGACUCAGCCACCCACGAGAAGCUCCCCAUGGUCCUGAAGGUGCCCAGACUGAACACCUCACCGCUAGCCCUGUGUGACCGGCCGUUCUCCCUCCUGGGCUUCGGGGACAUCCUGGUCCCAGGGCUGCUUGUGGCCUACUGCCACCGCUUUGACAUCCAGGUGCAGUCCUCCAGGGUCUACUUCGUGGCCUGCACCGUCGCCUAUGGCAUCGGCCUCCUGGUGACGUUCAUGGCGCUGGCACUCAUGCAGCGCGGCCAGCCCGCCCUCCUCUACCUGGUGCCCUGCACGCUCAUCACCAGCUGUGCCCUGGCCCUCUGGCGCAGGGAGCUGGGCGUGUUCUGGACGGGCAGCGGCUUUGCGGUGAAUACCAGUUUGCUAUGACUGUCUGCGAGAAGUAAUAGCCUGAUAAGCCCUAACUAGAGUUAAAAAGGACCUGCCUCAGCCCGCCUGGGCGCCGGCUUCAGCCGACGGCCCGCAGCCCCGGCCCAACUCAGACACCGCCCCCUCCCAGCAGCCUCGGGCCGAAGAGCCGGCCCCGUCC